CUCAUGUAUAUUUAUAUGGGAUUCCGCAGUGAGGCGUCUGGAUGUUGGUGUCUUUUAAGGAGGUGGACCCGCGCCUGCUGAAGGAGCUGAAUUCGCUCAAACAGAGCCACCUCGAUUUGCCGUUCCGCCCGUCUCAAUGCAGAAGCUCCGAGAGCAUCGCUAAUGGCAACCUGCGAGGGAGAGUGCGCCAGCCCGCUGAACAGAGCGCUUUCGCGGAUGGAUGUGACCCACUGUUGUCCUUAGCCGAGGGGGAAACAAGACCUUGUACAUUUCGGAUACAUGCUCAAGUCGUAUUUUUUUCCAACCAAGAGGAUUUCGUGACGAUGGCCCUGCGAUUUGGGAUUUCAGUUCUGUAUGUCUACGGAGCGAUGUGUAGUGCAUUACAUUCCAGCAAUUCCCUCUCUCAGAAUGGAACCGCCUUGACGAAGACGAGGGCUUUGCGUGAUGAGAGCAGGUUCUUCGGAAAAGAAAACACGGUGCCAGUACGACUGAUCUUUCGGACGGAUAACAACAGCCAAACCACACACGACGUCCUAAACACACGGAUCCAAGCCAACUCCGACGCUGAACAGACGAACCACCUGGCUCAGACGAGCUUCCAGCUGAAAGCUUUCGACCAGACAUUCAUCCUAGAUGUGGAGAUGAACCAUGAUCUGCUGUCUUCAAAGUAUGUGGAGAGGCAUAUAUCAGAGGAGGGGAAAGCGUACAUCUCCAAAGGCGGUGAGCACUGCUACUACCAGGGGAAAGUGCGAGACGCUCCACAGUCGUUUGCAGCACUGUCCACAUGCCACGGAUUACAUGGGAUGUUCUUUGAUGGGAAUCACACAUACAUGAUUGAACCAGGAGACGAGGACAGUGAAAAUAACCUCCUUUCAUUCUCUGUGCAGGACGAUGUCAAAGUGCACAUGAUAUAUAAGUCUCCUGGAUUCCAGCCUCCAGACGAUCAUGUCCCACCCCUCCACCUUGCUGAGUCACCCUUCACUGGUGCAGGUCACAGGAGGAAAAAGAGACAAGUGUCAAGAAGACCGCGCAGUGUCCAAGAUGAGACCAAAUACAUUGAGCUGAUGGUUAUUAAUGAUCACCUGAUGUUUAAGAAGCACAGACUAUCAGUUGGACAAACAAAUAACUAUGCAAAGUCAGUUGUGAACAUGGCUGAUUUGAUCUUUAAAGAGCAACUGAACACUCGAAUUGUCCUGGUUGCCAUGGAAACAUGGGCAGCAGACAACAGGUUCAAUAUAAAUGAUGAUAACCCCAUGAUCACACUCCGAGAGUUCAUGAAGUACAGAAGGGAUUUCAUCAAAGAGAGGAGUGACUCUGUCCAUCUCUUUUCGGGCAACCGUUUCCAUAGCAGCUGGGGAGGAGCCUCUUAUAUGGGAGGGGUCUGUUCAUUGACUAAAGGGGGAGGAGUUAAUGAGUAUGGAAAAACAGAGGAGAUGGCUAUCACUCUAGCACAGUCACUUGGGCAAAAUAUUGGCAUUUUUUCCGACAAGAAAAGGAUUCUAAAUGGGGAGUGCAAGUGUGAUGAUAAGUGGACUGGCUGCAUAAUGGAUGAUGUUGGCUUCUACCUACCCAAGCGCUUUUCAGACUGCAAUGUGGAGGAGUACCACAACUUCCUGAACAGUGGUGGCGGGGCAUGUCUUUUCAACAAACCCUCCAAGCUGCUGGACCCUCCGGAGUGUGGGAAUGGUUUUGUGGAGCCAGGAGAAGAGUGCGACUGUGGAAGUCCAGCGGAGUGUGCUCGAGAAGGGGAUAACUGCUGUAAAAAGUGCUCUUUGACUCAAGGAUCUAAAUGCAGUAAUGGCCUCUGCUGCAAUAACUGUCAGAUGGAGUUUAUGGGUGUGAUCUGUAGAGAGGCAGUCAAUGACUGUGAUAUACCAGAAAACUGCACAGGGAACUCCAGCCAGUGCCCUCCCAAUGUACACAAGAUGGAUGGCUACACUUGUGAAAAAGAUCAGGGACGGUGUUUUAAUGGCAGAUGCAAAACGAAAGACAGGCAGUGCAAAUACAUCUGGGGAGAGAAGGCAACGUCUGCAGACAAGUUCUGCUACGAGAAGCUCAACAUCGAGGGGACGGAGAAAGGGAAUUGUGGGAAGGACAAGGAUACGUGGAUUCAGUGCAAAAAGCAGGAUGUACAGUGCGGAUACCUGCUGUGCUCGAACAUCUCCCCUGCGCCCAGGCUUGGGGAGUUGCAGGGAGGCCUGACCUCCUUUUCUGUAGCUCAACAUAGUGCUUCACUGGACUGCAGUGGAGGUCAUGUGAUGAUCGAUGGAGACACUGAUCUGGGUUAUGUGGAGGAUGGCACAGCGUGCGGCACUGAACGCAUCUGCUUCAGCCACAAAUGCCUCCCAGUGCAGGAGUUUAACUUCAGCACCUGCCCUGGCACCAACGACAGGGUCAUUUGCUCUGGACAUGGGGUGUGCAGUAACGAGCUGAAGUGUGUGUGUUACCUGGGCUGGGCAGGGGAAGACUGCAACUCCACGUCUCCUCUCAGCUCUCUGGUGGUGGGGCCCACAGUCACUUCUUCAGGCAUCAUCAGUACCAACAUCAUCAUCGGCGCCAUCGCUGGGUCUAUUCUCGUCCUGGCUCUUAUACUGGUCAUCUCUGCAUGGGGCUACAAAAACUACAGACAACGGCAGUACGCUGAAUCCGAAGUCCAUCGAAGAUUCUGCCGACAAAUGCCACCAGGCGACUACGUGAAGAAGCCGGGCGAUGUCGACUCGUUCUACAGCGAUGUACCACAGGGCGUGAGCUCAAACUCGGGUGGCAGCUCCAAGAAGAGGUCCAAUGGAUUGUCUCAUUCCUGGAGUGAGAGAAUCCCAGAUGCCAAACACAUUUCUGAUAUCUGUGAAAACGGACGGCCCAGGAGCAAUUCAUGGCAAGGGCAUAUUAGUGGCGGCCGUAAGAAGCUGAAAGGGAAGAAAUUUCGCCCUCGUUCCAACUCCACGGAGACGCUGUCACCGGCCAAGUCCCCCUCGUCCUCCACUGGUUCGAUCGCUUCCAGCCGAAGAUACCCUUACCCCAUGCCCCCACUUCCGGACGAGGAGAGAAAGGCAAACAGACAGAGUGCCAGGGUGAGACUAAGCGAUUUCUGUCAAAGGAUGCUGGACUUACACUUUUUUAAAGAAACCUGACUGUGGGAGACAUCGAUAUAAAGGCUCUCUGUGCAAUUACUCUGCAAUUCUCCUUAAGGACUACAUUCUCCUCCACUUUUAUAUGAAUGAGAAAAGUAAAUCAAACAAGAAAAAAAUGCAAAGUCAAAACAAAAAACUAACAAAAACAAAACAAAAUGGAGAAGGGGUGAAUUGAAUUUAAGUCCUCCAAGACUAGUGUGUCCACCAGAGGGCGCCAGGGUGAAGUGUGGGUGCACCCCUGAGCUUUUGAAGAGCACAGCCGCCAGUCUCUCAUCGUAGCGGUCCAAAAUGGACUUGCUCAAAGAGGCGGAGCCGCCCACUGGUCCAGCCAAUGCUGAGCGGAGGCCCAACGAAAGAGGCGGGCUGUCAGACUGCCUCUUGCUCACCCUUUUACUGCCCUCAUUGCCAAGACAUGGCCCUGCCCCUCUCUCUCCCCUCUACACCCUCCAACACCAAUAAUGUCUUGUGAUUGGUGGUUCUGUUGCCAUGGUGAGAGAAGGUCAUCAAAACUGAUGGAUGUAACUCGUUUUUGAAAGCACGCGUUCACUAUAGAAACCUCCACUGUAUGCAUGAGAAUACAUGUUUAUCCACUCCUAGUGCUAAGGACGAUGAUGAAAAUUAAUAUUUUAAUGAUCAGUAGCGCUAGGGGGCCGCAUGUCUCAGAGGGCAAGUCUGUAGGCUGGUAGGAAUAAUUUCCCAUUUUAAGGUUUCUCUCUUGAUCUCAUCAUACGGUGCAUUUAACACCUGACCCCAUACAAUCUCUUACUGUUAUCCUGUUUAUUUUCUCAGACAUUUCUGUAAAUAUGUAUAGUAAUGUGUGAUUGUUUUUGUGGGAUUUUUUCCUUAUUUUUUUUUUGGAACUUAUAAAGUGUCUAGUCUAGAAGAAACCUUUGCCAGAUCUUUGUCUGUUCUUUAUGAAUCGUGACCGUCUGUCCGUCACCUUUCCUCGUCAUUCUUGUCGCCUCAUGUCUGCAUUCCUAACGCUCCAAAACUCCUCGUUUAAUUUCUUCAUCUGUUCUCAGAUCAGUCAUAUUCUCUGUCCACGGCCCUAUGUCUGUGUUCACUUGCUGUAGAAUGCCUCUCCGAUGCCACCUGUAGCAAGCCCACAAGGGUGAAGAAUGCCGAGGCUUUAACAGGAACGCCAGUGGUUUCAACUGCUUGUUUUGACACAAAGCGCACCAUGAAUUUCUGUUAUGAAGCAUGAGGAAAAUUAUGAAAACAUGUCAAACCCUGGUAGAGCAGCAUCUCCUCCUCUCAUCCAAACUGGAGGGUCUGCGAAUGUAAAACACGCUACAGCUGUCUCGUCACGUCCCUCAGGUCCUUCGGACUGAUUUGAGCCAAGUUUGUUGCAUUAUACAGAAGUGCGGGCCCUCAGCGUCCGUAGCGUCAGUCUCUUGCGCAGCUUUUUGGAGCGGAAAUGCUUGCCAUCCGUUUACAACAUAGAAGAAAGCCUUGCGAGGUUCCCUUGGGAAUGACAUUUCGACAGCCACCGAGAUCCAUAAAUUAACCUGAGCAAGACUCCGUCACGGCAGUCAGUGUUAAAGUAGUAGUGCGUGAGAAGGCCCAGUAGCUGGCCUCCAACUGUAAAUAGCGUUUCUGUUCACUAAAGCCUGCUGUGUCUGUAUUCUGAAGAUGCAUUUUUCAGUGUGGGCGCUAAGUCACGUUAACGCCGUAUGCACUCGGACUUUACUUGCAACCAGCGUUGCCCAAACAUAAGAAGUAUUUCUAAAGUACCUUUGUAUCUUUCUUUUUCACCCCUGUAUUCUUGUAUGUAAACA
Molecule: messenger RNA, 4909 nt
Organism: Electrophorus electricus (electric eel)
Lineage: Eukaryota; Metazoa; Chordata; Actinopteri; Gymnotiformes; Gymnotidae
Source: RefSeq, a predicted model, not a curated record